CUCUCCUAAUUUAAGGGAGAGCCCAGUCGUCUGCGUCAUUUCCAAGCACGUAAUCUACUUUUAACGUCGAUACAUCACAUCGAAGGCUCCGCAAUCUCUUUGAGAGGCCUUCCUUGACAAACGACGAUCGUAUCGCCCACUCUGUUACGUGAAACAUGAUUUGGUGAAGUUCAAAUUGAAAAAGUUACUCUGUUAAGUGCGUUACAGUGAUAGCCGAUAGACUCAAAAGCCACGAGAUGGAAUCGCUUUUGCUGAAAAUAGAGGUGUUAAGCUUGUUGAUGCUAGCCGGAAGAUUUAAAUUUGCCGAACUCGAGCAAUUCUGCUUUCCUGAAAAUAUGCAUAGAUCAAACUGCGAGUCCGGUCCCGACGGCCCAGCGUAUGUCUGGGUACCACAGGGCGAACUGAUCCCAUGUUCGCCCGUCUGUCAACUGAAAUACCGUUUCACAAGUGAGAAAUAUCUUUCAGCUAGACGAAUCUACGAGGUCUGCAAGUAUCACCCGGAGAAAAGAAUCUUCUACCACGCCAUCGCAAAUCGAGACAGGUGCGCAUGUCGCGAUUGGGCCGCUUAUGAGAGAAAAGAAGAUCGUUGGAUCAACCAUUAUAACGUGACAUGGUUUUGCAACCCACAAUGGGAUAUUAAACGUACUGAAUUCGUAGGAGUCUACAUGGUCGACUGUGAUCGGCAGGACCAUAUGGCUGGCAUCUGUGAACAGGAGUGCACAAAUGAGACGAAAUGGCCACCGAAGCUGGACAAUAUCCUUGAACAUACUUUUAUCAGACCAAAAUGCCAGCCCACAUUGACUUAAAAUCUGAUCGCCUUGCUUUCUCUACAACAAACAUAGCAGAAAAAAAAAAUCGUCCAUAUAGAACAGUUUAUGAUCACUCUUUUUCUCUCUCCCUAAUGCAAUUCAUUAAUUACAAUAAACACCUACAUAUUAUUAACGUUACCAUCGAAAUUCACGAGGUUUAAGGAUUGUUUGUUUUUCUUCACCCUGUUAUGUGAUCCUAUCAACAAACUACAAAUACAUAUAUGAUCUAUAGUGUCACAUAGAGAAAGAACUGAGGCUUAGCUGAGAUAGUUCCACGAACUGACGACUCGGCUAGAAUCACUACAACAUAUUAUUUAAUUUAAGACAGAAAAGAGGCGUAGGCUUGCCUCUUACGAUGCCCUUCUUAAACAUCGAACACAUCAGUAAAGCUAACAUCAAAUACAGUUACCUAAAUCUGUGCGUUAGGAACGAAGUUCAAAGAGUCAAUAGAUUGAUAAAUCCGACCCAGAGGCUAAAUAUAAAUAACAAUAAUUAGUAACUACAUGUCAACACCAAUAAGGCUGAAUAGAUGCUACAUCACUGCGCGCCGCAAGGGAACCUCGAAUCUUUGAAGAAUUAAGCUUGUCAGUUCAGGUGGCUCAACUCACAUCGUCAUGGCUAAACAACUUUUAUUUUAGUUCAUUACGGUGUGUAUAUAUAUAUAAGUUCGUAAUGACUUUUUCUUAUAUUCAAACCUUUGCGAACAGUUCUAGAUAACGCACACACUCAUCAUUUGGACAGCAUAGAACGAAUUUCUACUGCUAGUUCCGUUGAGCUGAUUCCCGUGGCCAAUAUUGUUACAUGCUUAUAGAAGCUUAGAACUAAUCCCGUCACGAGUCAUGCAGACACCCAUCCUUCCUGAACGCUGCUGUCACGUCCGCGUUGACAGGAUGGACCCAAGAACCUCCUGGUUCGGCAGUGGCUCAUUGUUCUGAGAAAUCCCGCACUGACUAGCUCUCCCAGCCGUUAUUACUGUCACUGGAAUAGGAAACGCUAAAAGUCACUCGAACAAACUAUAAUGCUGCACUUUGUGGGCUAAGCACAGGAUACGUUAUAGUUAGAUUGUAUAAUUGGUAUAUUUUUAUUAGACGAUAUAUUAUUCGUCUAGUUGGUACCCGAAACGUAUAACGGCGACUCGCAUAGCCAAAUAAGCGUGAAAGACAAUAACGGAGCUUAUAUAUAUAUCGUUAGGCAUUACUGCAUAAAAAAAAAAAACAAUUUAUGUUGGUUACUUCUGUUUUCUAUUUUUUGUUUAGUCAUAAUCAAGCCUUUGUGGUAAACAUUGCCAGACUUUAGUUCAGAUAACGAAGUUUUCGAUCGAGCUUCAACGGUGGAUAUAGCACGCUAAAAAAAAGCUCAACCAAAAAACUAUUUGGAUUCUAUGUCGAUGCCCACAGGCUGCAGAGGUAGCCCAGUAAUUAGCUCUCUAUAAUUAAGAGCUCUCCUAAUCGAUUGUUAUCGUUUCCUCCAGAACGAGCUACAUAUUGCAACAAAGAUGAAUAUGCCAGCAAUAAACCUGCCUAAUUUUACAUACCUUUUUUUAUGUCAAAUAGCUUCGUAAAGAACGUAGGAUCUUUGUCACGGACGAUGAGGAUUUUAUGUGUAGCUAGGAAAUGUAGGUUUACUUACCUGACAAUCGUGGUCUCUGCUCAAAAGUGCCUUAGCGCGGGCUUCGACGAUCUUAAAGGGCGUAGCGGAGUGCGUUUUUAGAUCAAAAAAGCCAUUUUUGAACAACAUUGCGACAGGCCACUUUUAAAUAUUAAUCUCGGCUAUAAAGCCUUCAUAAAGGGCAUCAUAUCCUUCGCAAAUAUGUCGGUAUCUCUUUGAUCAAGAUGUGUUCAAGACGCUGUAUUGUUAUUUAGUAUCGUCAUAUCAGUACCUCAAAAUAUAUGCAACCUGAGGUAAUAUCCUAUGACCCGAAUCGGAUGAUCAUAGAUGAGAAAUAGGUUUUUUCAACGAUAUAUAAGGGUCGGUCAUUAGCAGACGAAUGCAUUUUUUUUUUUAAGUGAGAGACAUGGUAGUGACGAGAAGAUGUUUUGAGAGUCGAAGACUGUCGAUUUGUACAUUGCAAACCUAUGUAGAGCAACAAAAACGGUAAAUACUGCUAUGCAUAUAAGAUAUUUACAGAUGAUAGCUGGCAUGACGAUAAAGAAUAACAUUAAAAGUUACAUUUGGUGUUAGCUUCAUAUAGUAAAUGUGGAGCUUCUUCUACCUUUACUCACGAUGCUAUGGCAUAUCCUGGUGACGUGAUAGCGUGACCUCCAUGGUCUUUCUGAGGUCUCCUCUGUAAACGGCCUUUCGAGCGUAAUAAUCACGUUACUCCAUUCAAGCGACUUCAUUUGAACUAUUAUCUAAUUUAGAGGUGUAAUUUCGUCAAUAGAUAUUUGCCUUGUCAGUGAUCGAGCGUCUAAACGGAAAUAUAGAUGGGCAUUUACAUGAAUACA
This is a messenger RNA of Varroa destructor (honeybee mite), 3253 nucleotides long. RefSeq lists its product as uncharacterized. The record is from RefSeq and is a predicted model, not a curated record. NCBI's taxonomy places the organism in Eukaryota, Metazoa, Arthropoda, Arachnida, Mesostigmata, Varroidae.